Molecule: messenger RNA, 3447 nt
Organism: Aspergillus aculeatus ATCC 16872
Lineage: Eukaryota; Fungi; Ascomycota; Eurotiomycetes; Eurotiales; Aspergillaceae
Exons: 8
Coding region: 1-3447 (1148 amino acids)
Cellular component (GO): mitochondrion
Molecular function (GO): methylcrotonoyl-CoA carboxylase activity; ATP binding; metal ion binding
Source: RefSeq, a predicted model, not a curated record
AUGGCGACUCAACCCUCCUUCCCACCGCUCCAAUCCAAAAUUGACAUUAACAAUCCGCAAUAUCGGGCCAAUCGGGAAACAUGGAAGACCGUCCUAGACAGGUUUGAAGAGGCUUUGGAGCAGGUUUCUGCCGAGGGCAACAGUGCCUCUCUAGCAAGACAUCAAAAACGGGACCAGUUACUACUCCUCAAAUCGAAUCGAAUCAUGGAAAUCGCCUUCCAGAAUGAUCUGCCAUUGAUUUCACUGGUACAAUCGGCCGGUGUCUUUCUGCCACAACAAUUCCGAGUCUUCCACAAAGGGGGCCAACUAUUCCGGGAUCUCGCCGUGCGGACCCAAUAUGGCAAGCCCUCCUGCGCCCUCGUCUUUGGCUCCUCGACUGCCGGAGGAGCCUAUCACCCCGCGCUCUCCGAUUACACCGUCUUCGUUGAAAACCAAGGGCAGGCGUUUCUGGCGGGACCGCCACUGGUGAAGAUGGCGACCGGGGAGGUAAUUGGAGCGGAGGAGCUGAGCGGGGCGAGGGUACAUGCCGCGAAGACUGGACUUGCGGAUCAGAUCGCGACAGAUGAGCUCGACGCAAUCCGCAAGGCCCGAGAGUGGGUAGCUACCUUGCACAGCCCAUCACCCACGACACUCGUCGACACCAUCGAGCCCUUACCCCCAAGAAACACCCCCCUGCUCUUCAUCCAUAACGUUACUGGAUUCAUGGUCGGCGCAAAAGCCGAACACGCCGGCAUCAUCCGCGCCGGCGCGCAGCUCGUGGCCGCCGUCUCCACCUCGACCGUCCCGCACAUCUCCGUCAUCUUAGGCGCCUCCUACGGCGCCGGAAACUACGCCAUGUGCGGCCGGGCCUACGGGCCCCGGUUCCUGUUCACCUGGCCCAGCGGCCGGUGCAGCGUGAUGGGCCCCGAGCAGCUGUCCGGCGUGAUGGAGAGCGUGCAGCGGAGCAGCGCAGCAGCCAAGGGGAGGGUGCUGGUGCCGGAGGAGCUUCGGGCGCGGGUGGAGCGGUUUCGGGCGGGUGUGCAAACCGAUGCGGCGUGUUAUGCGACGAGUGCGGGACUGGUGGACGAUGGAAUAAUCGAUCCCCGUGAUACCAGGGAUGUGGUGGGAAUGUGUUUGGAGGUUGUGGACUCUUCAACAGCGGUCUGCAGCAAAAUGACCGUAUCCCAAUCCCCCAUCUCGCAACAUGCCUCCCCCUCACGACCCCCAUUCUACGUGGCUUCACCUCCCCUCGACCCGACCACCGGCCGCCCGAUCAUCCAACGCGUUCUAAUCGCCAAUCGUGGAGAAAUUGCCGUACGCAUCAUCCAAACCUGCCGCAAACUCAACAUCAGCACCGUCGCCGUCUACGUUACAGAGGACUCCUCAUCCCGCCACAUUCGCGAAGCAGACACCGCCAUCUGUCUGGGCUCCCUGAGCCGCACUGCCGAUGAAUCUUCCGAGCAAGAAUCUACCGACACAGGCAACCCCUUCCUCAACAUCCCCCUCCUCAUCCGCACUGCCCUCUCGACCCAGUCUCACGCCAUCCACCCAGGCUACGGCUACCUCAGCGAGAACGCAUCCUUCGCUACUGCUGUGCGCGCCGCCGGUCUGAUCUUUCUCGGGCCAAGCACCACCGCUCUUACCUCGCUUGGCGACAAACGUGCAGCCAAGACCUACCUCCGCACACACGCGCCCGCCGUCCCCUUAAUCCCCGGCUUCGUCGGCACCAGCCAGACCCCGGCUGACCUGAUCACCGCCGCAACGAAGAUCGGCUUCCCGGUAAUCCUGAAAGCCUCCGCCGGCGGCGGAGGAAAGGGAAUGCGUAUUGUCCAUGUACCCUCUCGAUUGGAAGCGGAGCUAGAGAGAGCGCAAUCCGAAGCGGAGCGGGCCUUCGGGGAAAGGGACUGUAUUCUCGAGAAGUAUAUUGCCGCCGCGAAGCAUGUCGAGAUCCAGAUUGUCGGGGACGAGCACGGGACAGUUAUUGCAUUUGGAGAGCGGGAUUGUUCCGUGCAGAGGCGGCAUCAGAAGGUCGUGGAGGAGACACCGUGUGGGUUUCUGACGGAUGACAUGCGGCGAGAGAUGUGUGAAACUGCGGUCAGGAUCGGAGAGUUGAUUAAAUAUGCCGGCGCGGGUACGGUGGAGUUUGUGGUGGAUGUGCAGACGCGCCGGUUUUACUUUCUGGAGGUGAAUGCCAGGUUGCAGGUAGAGCAUCCGAUCACGGAGGAGGGGGGAGACUACAAAGUCCCGGCGCAAGGCCAUGCGGUUGAGUGUCGCCUUUGUGCGGAAGACCCGAAGAAUAAUUUCUUUCCGGAGCAUGGGAGGGUCCAGCUGUGGCGGCCGGCAGACGGGGUUCUGGGACCGGGCCGGGAUGUGCGGUAUGAGACGGCUAUCCAGACUGGGGCCGAGGUGUCGAUUUACUUCGACUCCAUGAUUGCUAAGCUUGUUGUCUGGGCGCCAACACGCGCGCUGGCAAUUGAGAAAAUGAGUGGUGUACUGGCCCAGACAGCUUGUGUUGGGGUCAAGACGAACCAGCUCUUCCUGCAGCGCUGUCUUCUGAGUCCCGAGUUCCGGAAGCCGACGUAUACGACUGCAUUCAUUCCGUCCAAUUUGGAGCAGCUAUUGCAGUUUCCGGAGGUGCCGCUUCAGGAGAGUCUGCCCCUGAUUCCCAGUCUGGUGAUCCGGAGUUUGGCUGAAACAGGAAAUACUCGUGGCCGGCUAUUCCGGCACAUUCGCAGGCAAUUCCGCAACCAGCCCUGCGAUCCAGUCAACAUCCACUGGGACGUUGUCACGACCAUCACCGGUCCGCAGGCUAGGACAUCAGGCAUUUGUGUCUGGGAUUCACCGGCAACAGGACAGUCUCCCAACACGAAACAUGCGCGACUCUUACCUGUUCCAGCCGAGAAGGAACCCGGCUCUGCCGUUGCUCACUACAACACCAUCAGCAACACUCUCCGUGGCGGUUCCAUCAAAGCUGUUACCCCGAGAACCAUGUGUCUUGAUUCCUUACAACCCACAGAGACCUCUUCGGAGCCAUCAAGUCUGCCCAGCACCUUCACCAUCGAAGCAUCCGUUGACGGGCGUAGAAUCAGUGCCCACGUCGCCAUUCCUUCCCCUGGCACAGCGGCAGGAUUGGUCGACCGUUCUCAAAGGAUCUACUGCCACUUCCCAUCUCUUGGGACAUACAUGGAAUUCCAGCGGGACAGUCCGCUCUUGUUCGCGGAGAGUAGAAGGCGGGAUGCAACAGCCGUAGAGGCGGCGAAACGCACGGUCACUGCGCCCAUGCCAUGUAAGAUUUUGUCCAUCGAGACGAAGAAUGGGGAUUCGGUAAAGGCGGGGCAGGUGGUCAUGGUGAUUGAGAGUAUGAAGAUGGAGUUGAGUAUCUCCGUGGCGGUGGAAGGGUCGUUUCAGACAGAGUGGCGGAAGGGAGAUGCGGUGGAGGAGGGAAGGGUACUUUGUUCGGUUGUCUAG